ACUUGAGCCUCGCGCGCUGCCGUCCGGCUGCCACCGGGCGAGGGGACGCGGCUGCCCCGCUCGGCCCCGGCCCGGAGAGCACCGCGCUGUGCCAGAGCGGCUCUGCCGGCGCCAUGUCUGCCCUGGCGAAGGCCUCGGGCGCGCUUAAAUCGGUGGAUUACGAAGUGUUCGGACGGGUGCAAGGUGUUUGUUUCAGGAUGUACACAGAAGAGGAAGCUAGGAAAUUAGGAGUAGUUGGCUGGGUUAAAAAUACCAGUCAAGGAACUGUAACGGGUCAAGUUCAGGGCCCAGAAGAUAAAGUAAAUGCAAUGAAAUCCUGGCUGAGUAAAGUUGGAAGCCCCAGUUCUCGCAUAGAUCGAACAAAUUUUUCCAAUGAAAAGGAGAUUCCCAAGCUUGACUUCUCAGGAUUUAGCACUAGAUACUAAUAGAAGAAAACAUCACUAAACACAAAAUGAUGAUGUUUCUGCUGCAUGAUAUUUUCUGUGCCUCCAUAAAAUGUCACAAGAGCAUUUGGAUGCUUUCUAUACUAGAGAUAAAUAUAAAUGAUCCCUGUUCACACGAAGUAAGAAUCCUUAGUUGCUGUGUUAGACAUUUUACACCAUGAAUGUCAGUAUCUAGUAUCUAAAAUGCUAGUAUCUAAUUUAUUGCAUCUUGAAAGCUAGAUAAAUGGUUAAAAGUGUCAGUGAUUAUUUGUGCACAAUGAGAAUUGUUAUAUAUAACCAUAUGGCACCUAAUCUUUACACUGUGAUUCAUAUUAUAGAUGCAAAAUAAUAAAUUUAUGGUCUACUGUUUGUAAUCUCACCAAAAAUACUUACCUACAGAGCUGGAAUACAAAGAGAUCUAUUGUAACAGCUCUGUAUUAUAGAUCAUGUUAUUUGUGAUAAUUAAGAUAUAGUGGUAAUUUAAAAUAAAUGUAUGUUGCCUCAAACUCAGAUUAUCUAACCAGUUUAAAAUUCUCUGUUAUAAUGCAGAUAAGUCUUGGGACGAGAUGAUGAAAUGUGUGGCCUCUCACCCUUUUGUCCUUGUCUACCUACAGCUUACAUCCAUACUGACUAUAAAGGAUGUUUUGAUCUUUUUGCUUGUUUGAUGUUCUUAACUGAAGUCUUCAGUUUUAGUAUUUUCCCUAUGGACAUGUAUUUGCCUCUUAGUUAACGUAUGUUGGAAACUGAUUCAACAUGAUGCACUCACAUACACCAUAUCAAGUACAUGAAAGGUCCUGAGAAACUUGAGGAAUGUGCUUGCAAUAAAUAUUGGUUAAGUCUUUGCAGUAUUGGA
This is a messenger RNA of Tyto alba (common barn owl), 1275 nucleotides long. RefSeq names its product acylphosphatase 2 (gene ACYP2). The coding region runs from base 114 to 425 and encodes 103 amino acids. The transcript is spliced from 4 exons. The record is from RefSeq and is a predicted model, not a curated record. Lineage: Eukaryota; Metazoa; Chordata; Aves; Strigiformes; Tytonidae. Gene Ontology annotation, molecular function: acylphosphatase activity.